Molecule: messenger RNA, 774 nt
Organism: Caenorhabditis angaria
Lineage: Eukaryota; Metazoa; Nematoda; Chromadorea; Rhabditida; Rhabditidae
Source: the annotation of a GenBank genome assembly
AUGCAAAAGCUUCUUUUUGCCCUGCUCUUCUUGCUCAUCAAUUUGAGCCAACAAUUGGAGGGAAAUGCGACGGAGGUGGAGGAAUCUGGGAAGGAAGCAGUUUGUGAACCGGGAUGGGUUCCCUAUACAAGAACAUCGAAAAAUGGAGAAAAUGUGGUGAUGUGUCAUUUUAUGACUGAUAUUUGGGUGAGUUCGAGCGCAGCGAGUGUAAACCGCAAGCUUCCGCGCAGCGGCACUAUCUUCCGCUUUAGCGGCCACGCGGAGGCUUGCUGUUUCUUCGAGUGUAAACCGCAAGCUUCCGCUUUAGCGGCCACGCGGAAUGCUAUGACGUGGAUAUCAAUUUUACAGGGACAAUUCGAUACUGUUCGUAGAAGAUGUAGAGAAGAACACAAUGCAGUCAUCUCAACAUUCACCACCGAAGAAGAAUACGAUAUUCUCGUGAAUUUGACAAAUAAUCGACCAGACAACUACAAGGGCUAUCGAUUCUUCAUUGGUUAUUAUAAAACACGUGCUUGUGAGUGGAUUGCUGUUCGAACUUCCAACGAAAAUGGAUGCACUUUGGAGAAUUGUUUCUAUUCGUAUGAGCCGGGUAGUGAUGAAAUCACACCGGAAGUUCGUAAAUUGGUUGCGUCGAAGUUCAGACAUACUGAACCGGAUGGUUCGGGACAAGCGUUGGGUGUGUUUGAGGGAAAGAUUUUGGAUGAGCAAGUGAAUCAUGUGAAUGGAUAUGGGAUGUGUAUGAAGAAGGCGGAGAAGAAGAAGAAGAGUACUUGA